Molecule: messenger RNA, 2687 nt
Organism: Lepisosteus oculatus (spotted gar)
Lineage: Eukaryota; Metazoa; Chordata; Actinopteri; Semionotiformes; Lepisosteidae
Gene: pdxp
Product: pyridoxal (pyridoxine, vitamin B6) phosphatase
Molecular function (GO): phosphatase activity
Source: RefSeq, a predicted model, not a curated record
UGCAUCUUCUAGUCUGUAUGCCAUAUAAUGUGCUCUGCGCACUUUGUUUUAGUUACUGUUGUAAUUGUUUCAUUGACUCUGAACAAAUAGUAUUAGAAAAGGAAAGCGACCACCACCACCUAGAUGUUGUACCGUUCAAGUCCGGAUAAAAGAGUGAUGCUGGCGAUUCAUUGGCAGGAAGAGGUGAAGGGGGCGGAGUUGGAUGCCAAAACCAUUGCAAGGAAUAGAGCCGGGGGGUUGUGCACCACGGACUGAUGGUGCCGAACAGGGCAGCUGUGUAUUUUGAGGACCUGCAAAGAUGCUUUUAUGUGCGAAUAUUUUUCCUUGGACUGUCUGUAUCUGAAUUAAGGCACGUACUGAGCACUAUGGCAGGCGCAGUGAGCAGCAGGGGUUGUAAGAAAAUCAGAGGCUCGCAGAUAAGAGAUCUCCUGGACGCGAAAAGCAGCGUCCUUUUCGACUGCGACGGUGUCAUCUGGGAAGGGGAAAAGGCUGUUGCAGGAGCGCCGGAGGUCGUGAGUUUGCUGAAGAAAGAAGGCAAAAAGGUCUUCUUCGUAACCAACAAUUGCACCAGGCCUAGGGAGAACUACCUGCAGAAGUUUACCAGGCUGGGCUUUACCGAUGUUGAGCAAGAAGACAUUUUUAGUUCGGCGUACUGCUCCGCUGUGUACCUGCGGGAUGUUGCCAAAGUGCAAGGCAAGGUGUUUGUUAUUGGAGGCGACGGAGUGUACAAGGAGCUGCGGGAAGCCGGCGUACCCUUCGUGGAAGGAGAGGUUGAUGCUCCGGACGUGACCAUUUACGACUGUCCAUUGGAUUCGGACGUCAAGGCGGUUCUGGUCGGAUACGACGACAAAUUGAAUUUUCUGAAGUUAGCUAAAGCGUGCUGCUAUUUGCGGAACGCGGCAUGUUUGUUUUUGGCCACAGACCCAGACCCUUGGCAUCCUCUCCGAGGCGGGAGAGUUACACCAGGGUCUGGAAGUCUCACGGCUGCCUUGGAAACCGCGACCAACCGAAAGGCCACAGUGAUCGGGAAGCCAAGCAAGUUCAUGUUCGAGUACAUUGCCAGUCAGUUCGAUGUUGACCCCUCGCAGUCUCUGAUGGUGGGCGAUCGGCUGGAAACAGACAUCCUGUUUGGUGCCAAUUGUGGGCUCGCAACAAUGCUCACCUUGACAGGGGUGUCAAAACUCGAGGAGGCUCAUGUCUACAUGGACAGCGAGACCCCAGAAAAAAAGAAUUGUGUACCAGAUUAUGUGGUGGACAGUAUUGCUGAUUUUCUGCAAGCUUUGAAUGCCUGAUUUCUGUGUGAUACCUCAGCAGAAGACAGACCAACCACAAAUAAAAAUCUCCUGUGAGCCGAGGAAACCCCGCCUUACACAAGUGUGACUCUCCGUUAUGCCUAAGUGGAAUUGUAUCUCAACUGACAGCCCCUAGGAGUUGUGUAGCACAUAGCUGCAGAUAGCAUGGUUUCUUUCAGUACCUCCUCCUAUGAAAUAAUUAAAUUCCAUUUAAGCAGCAGCGCAGUUUCUGUCUCACACUUCUGAGGUUCAGCAGUGUGUAAAUUGCAAUCCCCGGUAACAUAUUUAAAUGUACUUCUGAAUAUAUUUAUUCCAAGAACAUUUUAACAAGUGUAAAUGAACUUGGUUAACACACUUGCAAAAUGGCACAGAGUGUGACCAUGAUUAUGCUUUCAGAGAGAUUGCUGCUUUAUUGUAUUUUUUUACAAUUACAAAUUAAUAUGUUUUGCCUCUCUUUAAGUUUUUAAAAUGUAGUUUGUGGAUUUUAGAUUUAUUGUUUGCAUUUUACAUGAAGUACUGAAAAUGGUUGUAAUUCAAGUAUUGGACAUUUUCAAAGAAUAGGCUGAUGGCACGCCGAGUUCAGAGGUCGUUUAUUUUCCUUUAGGGCAUUGUUUCCCUGCCUUAGGAGAACAUACUGUAAACAGUAGUGUUUUCAAAAGGGAACUGCAUAAAUUGUUUGUGCCUUUGGCUCCGAAAAGGAAAAUUAACUGCAGCAGUUUUAAGAUAAGCUAAAUGGUAGUUCUUCAACUUUUUUUUCAGAGGAUUUAGUUACUCUGAUAUUUACCACAAAACACUAACAUUGUUAUUUAAAAAAAAUAGAAUCACCACAGUGUCAACUCAAGAGUACAUUAUCUGCAGGGCGUCAUGAGAUCCUUUAUGCAAAAAGGGAGUUGAAAGAUGGUUUCUUCGGUGUUUGUUGUUUUGCGUCAGGGUUGUUGCUUAGGUGUGAGAAUUUUCACUGACUUUAGAACAUCAAAUCUCUUCACAAAUUGUAUACUUUGAGAUUCAGCUUUCGUGUCAAAAUUGACAUUCAGUGUUUUUUAAGUUCAGCCUUCAGAACUGGUGUGCUUAAUUGUCUGCCUAUUAGCCCACUUUUACUUUUUUUAGGACUGUAAUAAAGUGGAUUCUUUCAUGAUGCUCUGGACUGACCUAGAUCUCUCAGAGCUAUACUGGGAGUCCAGUGGUGGACCUAAGUUUUUAGUAUCUAUUUUUUUUCACUGUUUAAAUAUGCUUGUAUUUGUACUUAAUGGAUAUGUACAGCACCUGACAGUACAGUGUUUUUUUUUAAAUAAUUUUUAAUUGCCCAAUGAUGAUAUACGAGGUUGUGCAGUGGUUAGCAUUGCUGCCUCACAGUGCUGGGGCCUGGCUUGAUUUCCGGACCUGGGGUGCCAUCUG